Messenger RNA from Metarhizium album ARSEF 1941, 915 nucleotides. RefSeq lists its product as uncharacterized. The record is from RefSeq and is a predicted model, not a curated record. The transcript is spliced from 3 exons. NCBI's taxonomy places the organism in Eukaryota, Fungi, Ascomycota, Sordariomycetes, Hypocreales, Clavicipitaceae. The coding region runs from base 1 to 915 and encodes 304 amino acids.
AUGCUCUCUUCGAUAACGACGGACUAUGGCGACGCCCGACUGGAAAGGGGACUCCUGACGGCACACCAAGAGGACAAGAACCCAUCCACUCCAUCUGGACUUCAACAGCCCCGUCCCGGACCACCAUAUCCUCAACCGGAAACAGCCGACGAGUCCCGGAACAUGUCUUCCCUGAAGCGGAUCGUCAUGAUGGUCAUGCUGAGCGGGCUCCUUGCGUUUGGCUUCGCUCUGGCCAGGGACCCUUCCUUUUCUUCAUCUUGCCUGGGAUGGGCCUGUGGCAACGAUCAUGUCCACAUGAAAGCCUCUCGUACCUUUCUGGCAAAACGUGCCAACGACUCUGCCACCAACGUUACUGCGCCCGGAGCAACGACGGAGCAUAGUCCAUCUGGCGCCAGCACGGGACACCCGACGACGCCCACCUCAUCUACGACUCCGACUUCAUCUAGCCCAACACCCUCGUCGACCAAGAGUCCACAGUCAAUCUCCUCUACUACCAGCUACAUUGAAACGUCAACGCCUCCGCCCACAACACCACAGGCCAGCCCGACAAGCUCUGCUACUGCGAACUCAUCUUCCUCGAGCACCUCAACCAGCUCCCGAGGGCCUGAACCAAGUCUCCCUGAAGCACCACCAUCGUCUUCCGAGGAGGCUGUUUCCACUUCGAGCAAGAUCCAGAAGACCAUCACGGCCGGCCGGGUCGCCACCACCAGCCCGGUACCACACACUUACACCACCACCUUGCCCGACGGCGGUACUCGCACCGUGACAUCUACUUCUUGGGUGGCCAUUGAGCCCACCGGCCAGUCUGGUACCACCUCCGGACCUCGGCUGCAGAAUUACGCGCCGAAAGCUCAGGGUCACUUCACGCUCGUUCUUCCUGCUGGAGCUCUGGCUGUUGGCAUGUUACUGAUUUAG